AUGAUCUUGGAAUCAAGAUUUCAUGUGAUGCGAUACAUUUUACUGGCAAGUCUGGCUUUAUCAGACUUUCUUCUGUUGGUCCUCGUAAACUCAUUCCGCAUCAAAAGCAUAGCGCAAGAACAUUGGUUAUAUGGCCAAACAAUGUGCUAUCUGAGCCCAUUUUUUGUGAGAUACUUCUAUCUCAACACGGUUCUUCACUUGGUAGCAGUAUCUUAUGAUCGAUACCUAAAAAUAGUCAAGUCGCCUUUGACGUAUGAUGGCACCAUUACAAAAACCAGAGUGGCGUUUAUAGCUCUCAUCUGGAUAAUUCCGGUGAUUCCAAAUUCUAUCGGUCUGUUCCAAGGUUGGGGAAAGUACGAUUACAACCCAGAGUUGUUCAUCUGCGAGCAGGGGUGGGCUCUCGAUCUGCAGAGCGGCGCCAUCAGUAAAAACCGCAUGUCUAUCUUUCGACCAAUCACAACUAUUAUUGUGCCAUUCCUGGUCAUUUUGUUCCUGAAACGUGUCAGUGUACAAAACAGCGAGUCGCCACAUAAACGCCAUUGAAGUCCAAGUAGGUGGCCUUGUUGAUGCUGAAAUCAGUCAGCAGCAGGAGAGCGUUUCGAGGCGGUUAACAGAUCGGAAGGCAGCUGUCGAUGUUACCAUUAUAAUCGCCGCGUUUUUGGUGUGCUUUCUUCCCUUCUGGGUUACAGUCACUUUUCGCCAGUUCGUUCAAGGAGUCGAUGUUUCUCUCGAGGCAGAUCUUAGCACUACGUGCAUUUUAUUCCUCAGUGCCAUAUGCAACCCGAUGAUCUAUUCCAUCCGAAAAAGAGAAUUCCGUAACGCAGUGAAGAAAAUGUUCCGACGGAUC
Porites lobata is the source of this 847-nucleotide messenger RNA. Lineage: Eukaryota; Metazoa; Cnidaria; Anthozoa; Scleractinia; Poritidae. The record is from the annotation of a GenBank genome assembly.